AUGGUUACAAAAGAGAGACAAAUCUUUGAAGCGGAGAAGAUCUUUGCCGCCCUCUCGGACCUCGACAUCAGCUGUGAAGCACCACGCAUAGACGGCGCGUUCCGCGGCGGCCAAAGCCACGUCUUCAAGGUCAACUUCCAGGAGGCGACAAGCCUCGCUGUGCGCGUGCCGCUCUACAUGGACAACACCGGCGGGCCGGACGUCAAGAUCGAGGCGGGAGAACGAUCUAUAAUGCGAGGUGGAGCCGACCAGAGUCUCCAAGUGAUUAGUGUGUCACCUGCUAUCGUCCUCCGCCCUGCUGAACUCGCGCUUGAAGUCCCUGCUCGCUAUCACGGCUUUCUCAAGUGCGCGAACAUCACCACUGAUUUCUCCAUGGUGGCUAGGGCCGUAGAGGAGAAUUGA
Molecule: messenger RNA, 402 nt
Organism: Westerdykella ornata
Lineage: Eukaryota; Fungi; Ascomycota; Dothideomycetes; Pleosporales; Sporormiaceae
Exons: 2
Coding region: 1-402 (133 amino acids)
Source: RefSeq, a predicted model, not a curated record